Messenger RNA from Colletotrichum costaricense, 1791 nucleotides. RefSeq lists its product as uncharacterized. The transcript has a single exon. The record is from RefSeq and is a predicted model, not a curated record. The coding region runs from base 1 to 1791 and encodes 596 amino acids. Lineage: Eukaryota; Fungi; Ascomycota; Sordariomycetes; Glomerellales; Glomerellaceae.
AUGAUGCGCUCCAAUGUGGUGAGAGGUAUCAUUCUUGCACGCCUCCAACCAACACCGAGUAUCUCACUACGAUGCUGGCAACCAGUCCUCCAACUGAAACGCCUCUUCUCCGAGAAAACAUCGCCCACAGCAGACGAAGAAGUAGAUAUCCUCAUAGUCGGCUCCGGCGCCGGUGGUCUAACGGCCGCCCUCCGCGCCCGAACCCUCGGCCUCAACCCCGUUGUCAUCGAAAAGGAAGCAACACUCGGUGGCGCGUCAGUGAUCUCAGGCGGAGGCCUCUGGAUCCCAGCAAACCCAAUAUCCAAAGCCGCAGGCAUAAACGACUCCAAAGAAGAUGCCCUCGCGUACUUUGAUCGAGCCGUCGGAGACGUCGGGCCAGUGUCGUCGCUGGCGAAGCGCAAGGCGUAUCUAGAUAAUGGGCCACAGAUGAUUUGCUUCCUGAGAGACCUUGGUUUUGAAUGGAGAUUUAGUAGGGGGUAUCCGGAUUAUUACCCCAAGACGAAGGGCGCCAUGGGGAAAGGAGGUGGGAGAACUAUCGAGUCUGUCGCUUUUGAUACUAGGAAGCUGGGAAAAUGGCAAGCUACGCUGCCGCUUGCAAACAUACCCGUGGCAAUCCACGGUGAGCAAGCACCAUGGAUCACAAUGAUGACGGCUUCUCUCCAAGCUUUCAUCAAGUCGACCCGAAUCAUGCUACCCAUCGUCGGCAAAACCAUCCUUGGACAGAAACUCGUCAGCCUAGGCCGCGGACUCAUCGCGCAGCUUCUCUACCUCAACAUCAAACACGCAACCGACAUCCGACUACGUACCUCCCUCCUGGAUCUCACAAUCUCCCAAGCAGGAAAAGUAACCGGCGCAAGAGUCAAACUCCCCGAUGGAACCACCAAGACCAUCAAGGCAUCCCGGGCCGUCAUGCUUGCAGCAGGUGGCUUCGCGCACAACAAACCUCUCCGAGAGAAGUACGGUCCGACCCCAGCCAGCACGUCAUGGACCAACUCGCCCAAAAGCGACACAGGCGACGCUGUCAUCGCGGGGCAGAAACUCGGCGCGGCGACGGCGUUGAUGGAUGAUGCGUGGUGGGGGCCGACCAUCUUCGACCCGGUGACGGGCAAACCUCACUUUGCGCUUAUAGAGCGAUCUCGACCGCACUGUAUCAUCGUCGACAACGCCGGGAAGAGAUUUAUGAACGAGGCGCAGUCUUACACGGAUGCUGGACACGAUCAAUAUGAGAGGAACAAGUCUGUCAAGGCGAUUCCAGCCUGGUUGAUUAUGGAUACGAACCACCGGAACAGAUACAUGCUUGGCACUCAGCUGUUCGCGAGAAUGAAACCUAAGAAGCCGAUUGCGAAUGGAGCAAUGUUCGCGGCAAGCACUCUGAGAGACUUGGCGAAGCAGAUUGGAGUCGACGCUGAAGGUCUGGAAGGAACCAUCAUGAGGUACAACGACAUGUGCAAGACUGGCGUUGACGCAGACUUUGGAAAGGGUGACAACGCAUAUGAUAACUUCUUCGGUGACCCCGCCGCUGGCGGGCCCAACCCAAACAUGGGAGCAUUGAGCAAGGCACCGUUCUAUGCUAUCGCCAUUUGGCCAGGCGACUUGGGCACUAAGGGUGGCCUCGUUACUGAUGAGCAUCAAAGGGUACUAAAGGAGGACGGCGAGGCGAUUCCUGGGCUGUAUGCUAUUGGUAACACGGCGGCGAGCAUCAUGGGGCGGACUUAUCUGGGAGCUGGAUCGACUUUGGGUCCUGCAAUGACGCAUGGCUUCCUUGCAGUCAAUCGCAUCGCCGAGUCCUGA